UCAGAGAUUCACAAUUUUGAACAAAGAAAUUUUCUUAGGAGAGAAAACUUAGAAUUAAGAUUGAUAUAGAGAAAUGAGGAAGUUUGGUGGAUCAUUGUUCGGCGUAAGCCUAUUGCUGACCGUUCUUCUAGCGGCAGCAACCGCGGCAGCGGAGUACUAUAACUACGGAAAUGCCCUUGACAAGACAUUCUUGUUCUUUGAGGCUCAACGAUCAGGGAAGUUGCCAGCUGCUCAGCGUGUCAAAUGGCGUAGCCACUCUGGUCUCAAGGAUGGUCUUGCUCAAGGAGUGAGCUUGGAAGGAGGAUAUUACGAUGCAGGAGACCACGUGAAAUUCGGUUUACCAAUGGCUUUCGCAGUGACAAUGCUAUCGUGGGCCGCGGUUGAUAACCGGAAAGAGCUAUCCAGCUCGAACCAAAUGCAACAGACAUUAUGGUCAAUCAGAUGGGGUACUGAUUACUUCAUCAAGGCUCAUCCUCAGCCCAAUGUUCUAUGGGGUCAAGUUGGAGAUGGAGAAUCAGACCAUUACUGUUGGGAACGACCAGAGGACAUGACCACUUCAAGAACAGCUUACAAGCUUGACCAGUAUCAUCCUGGCUCAGACUUAGCUGGUGAAACCGCUGCUGCUUUAGCCGCUGCUUCCUUGGCUUUCAAGCCAUUUAACUCCUCUUACUCUGCUCUCCUCUUAACUCAUGCCAAAGAGCUCUUCUCAUUUGCUGACAAGUACAGAGGACUAUACACUGAUUCAAUCCCAAAUGCAAAAGCUUUCUACAUGUCAUCUGGUUACUCGGAUGAGCUUCUUUGGGCGGCAGCUUGGCUACACCGCGCCACCGGGGAUCAGUAUUACUUGAAAUAUGCUAUGGACAAUUCCGGUUACAUGGGCGGAACUGGCUGGGGAAUGAAAGAGUUCUCUUGGGAUAACAAAUAUGCCGGUGUUCAAAUCCUUCUCUCCAAGAUCUUGCUAGAAGGGAAAGGCGGUGUGUAUACUUCGACAUUGAAGCAAUAUCAGACGAAAGCCGACUACUUUGCUUGUGCUUGUCUCAAGAAGAAUGGUGGCUACAACAUUCAAACAACUCCUGGUGGUUUAAUGUAUGUUCGAGAGUGGAACAAUCUGCAGUAUGCAUCCGCGGCUGCUUAUCUUCUCGCGGUUUAUUCCGAUUAUCUCUCUGCAGCAAAUGCUAAACUCAACUGUCCUGAUGGUUUGGUGCAACCUCAAGCACUUCUUGACUUUGCUAGAUCUCAGGCUGAUUACAUUCUUGGAAAGAACCGUCAAGGAAUGAGUUAUGUAGUUGGAUAUGGACCGAAAUAUCCAAUCCGUGUUCACCAUAGAGGCGCUUCAAUCCCUUCAAUCUUUGUUCAACGUUCUUUUGUGAGUUGUGUUCAAGGAUUUGAUUCUUGGUAUAGAAGGUCUCAAGCUGAUCCUAAUGUUAUAUAUGGUGCUCUUGUUGGUGGACCGGACGAGAAUGAUAACUAUUCCGAUGACCGCUCAAAUUACGAGCAAUCAGAACCAACUUUGUCUGGAACAGCUCCACUUGUUGGCUUAUUCGCUAAACUCUAUGGAGGAAAUUUAGGAUCUUAUGGAGGAGGAUCGUAUAAACCUUAUGUAACUACAAAACCACCAGUUAUAUCCUACAAAGCAACACCGACAACAUACAGUCCAAAACAAUCAGGUGCACAAAUCGAGUUUCUUCAUUCGAUAACUGCCAACUGGAUAGCCGGGAACACAAGAUACUAUAGGCACAAAGUGAUCAUCAAGAACAAUUCUCAAAAACCCAUAUCAGAUCUCAAGCUUAAGAUUGAAGAUCUCUCAGGACCUAUCUGGGGUUUAAACCCAACGGGACAGAAGUAUACUUACCAGCUUCCUCAAUGGCAAAACACUUUGAGACCGGGACAAGCUUAUGAUUUUGUCUAUGUUCAAGGUGGUCCUCAAGCUAAAGUCUCUGUUUUGAGUUACAACUAGUUAAAGAAUACCCUUUCUGCUUUCCUUUUGUUUAUGCUUCUUAUGAGUGAAAGAUGUGAAAAUAGCCAACCAAGUUGAGACUAAAUAUGAGCAAUGUAA
Molecule: messenger RNA, 2056 nt
Organism: Arabidopsis arenosa
Lineage: Eukaryota; Viridiplantae; Streptophyta; Magnoliopsida; Brassicales; Brassicaceae
Source: the annotation of a GenBank genome assembly